AUGGCGCGGGUCCUGCUAGUCGCCGCGGCGCUCGCCGUCGCCGUCCAGGUAUUCCUGGAGGAGGGAAUUUUGCAGGAAUGGACUCCACCUAACUGUGGAGGAUUUACAGCUCCGACUAUGCCAGGAGGUAUACCAGGAGCAGCAACUUCUACACCCGAGUAUGCCACUGAAAAACCUGCAGAAGGUGGAAGUAGAAAGAAAACGUCACGCUGCCUGAUUUUGGCAGUUAUAUACCCGCUACUCCAGGUCAGUCCAGGUAUGGAGCGUGGAUCUGCGCCCACGUGCCGAGACUGGGGCGUUGGCAGGCAUGCCAACAGCAAAGUACAUUGA
Gryllus bimaculatus (two-spotted cricket) is the source of this 330-nucleotide messenger RNA. The record is from the annotation of a GenBank genome assembly. Lineage: Eukaryota; Metazoa; Arthropoda; Insecta; Orthoptera; Gryllidae.